Rhizopus microsporus ATCC 52813 is the source of this 225-nucleotide messenger RNA. RefSeq lists its product as uncharacterized. The transcript is spliced from 4 exons. The coding region runs from base 1 to 225 and encodes 74 amino acids. Lineage: Eukaryota; Fungi; Mucoromycota; Mucoromycetes; Mucorales; Rhizopodaceae. The record is from RefSeq and is a predicted model, not a curated record.
AUGGCCCGUGGCGCCCAAAAGGAACAAGCAAGACAGAGAGCUCAAAAGAAAGCUGCUGAACGCUCAAAUAAAGGUUCUCAAUUAGGUGCUCGUGCUGCUGGUCUUCAGAUCAAAUGUCCUAAAUGCCUGAUUGCACUUGCCAAUUACAAACUCUUGGUUCAACAUUUUGAAGCUAAGCAUCCCAAAGAUAAUGUUCCACCUGAGAGUGAUUUCGAAAGAAAGUGA